GCCUCUUUACCUAUAAAGAAACCAAUGGCAUGUCCCAAGAACACAUGCAAACGUUUCACAAAGGAAACCUCACAGAGUCUCUAAACUCACUCAUUGCCAUCCAUCCCCGACUCUCCCUCUCAACAAACAAAACAACUCUUCCCUCCAUUCUCUUCAUGCUCUUUUGCCAAUUCCGAUUCCGAUAAAUCGACAGAGCGGAAAUUAAAUAAACAUUCAGUUCUCGCACCCCACCCACAGGACCCGACCCCGAAGCGGAUCGGCCAUGGCCCGACCCCGGUUCCUCGUUGGGGCCUGGGCCGCUCUCCUCUUGGUCAGCUUGGCGCAUGGGAUCGGUGUGAAUUGGGGCUCGAUAACCUCCCACCCCUUGAAGGCGAGCCUCGUGGUGCAGAUGCUCAAGGACAAUGGGAUCAACAAGGUGAAGCUGUUCGACGCGGAUUCCCGGACGGUUAGUGCAUUGGCUGGGACGACCAUCGAGGUCAUGCUCGGAAUCCCCAAUGACCAGCUCGCCAAGAUGGCUGAUGAUUACGAGAGCGCCAGGGACUGGGUCAAGGAGAAUGUCACCAAGAACAGCAAUGUCAAAAUCAGGUAUGUAGCGGUCGGAAAUGAGCCUUUCUUGACGAGUUACAAUGGUUCAAACCUGGAAACGACGUUGCCGGCGCUGAAGAACAUCCAGAAGGCGCUCAAUGAUGCAGGUCACGGGGACAUAAAAGCCACGGUGCCGCACAAUGCUGACGUUUACGAGUCCCCCUCGAACAAGCCCUCCGACGGUAAUUUCCGCAGCGACAUAAAGAGCAUAAUGAAGGAUAUGAUCCAGUACCAGCAUGAACAGAAAUCCCCUUUCCUGGUGAACAUCUACCCGUUCCUCAGCCUGCACGGCAACUCCCACUUCCCAUUCGAUUUCGCAUUCUGCGACAACAAUGGGGGCUCAAUCACCGAUGAGGGAACCGAGUACGCUAACGUGUUCGACGCUAACUACGACACCCUCCUCUGGGCCCUGAAGAAGGCUGGGUACUCCGAAAUGAAGGUUGUCGUAGGAGAAGUCGGCUGGCCAACCGACGGGGACAAGAAUGCCAAUGUGAAGUUGGCCAAGAGGUUCUACGACGGGUUCCUGAAGAAAAUGGCCUCGAACGAGGGGACCCCGCAGAGGCCGGGCCAAAUAGAAGUCUACCUAUUCAGUCUCCUCGACGAGGACAUGAAGAGCAUCGCCCCAGGGAUGUUCGAGCGGCACUGGGGGAUCUUUAGGUACGACGGGCAGCCGAAAUUCCCGAUGGACUUCACAGCGAAGGGGCAGGACAAGAUGCCCGUUGGGGCCAAGGGGGUCGAGUACCAGACCAAGCAGUGGUGCGUGGUCGACCCGAACAAGGCUCAUGACAAGGACGCUGUUGGGGCCAACAUGAACUACGCGUGUUCCCGGGCAGAUUGCACGAGCCUCGUGUACGAAUCAUCAUGCAACAACCUGGACUACCUCGGGAACAUCUCAUAUGCCUUCAACAUGUACUUUCAGACAAAUGACCAAGACAUUGAGACCUGCGGCUUCAAUGGGAUGGCAAAGGUUGUGACCCACAAUGCGUCCCAAGGGAGUUGCCUGUUCCCGAUCAUGAUUGUGAGUGGCGGGGUGAGGCUUCGCUCCGGCUUUGUUAGUGCAGUCAGCAGUCUCAUCAUCGGACUAAUGUUCCUAAUCACUUCGUCUCAGUCGAUGUAAAAGCAUUCCUGCACCGCUGACAGGUCAUGUCUCAACAUCCGUACACGAUAAAACACGGAUCACGGCUUCUUGCUUUAGACAUUAUGUAGUACAUAACACAUUCACGAAGACAGCAGACUAAUGUUGUACAUAACACAUUCACGACUGCAGAGGAGGUCGUUCCCUCGAA
This is a messenger RNA of Punica granatum (pomegranate), 1871 nucleotides long. The record is from RefSeq and is a predicted model, not a curated record. Lineage: Eukaryota; Viridiplantae; Streptophyta; Magnoliopsida; Myrtales; Lythraceae.